AUGGCGUCCCUAAUUACCCGCCUACGGCAUCGCGGUAACAAUGCCAACUCGCCCGUGGAGGAGGAACCACCGCCUCCAACGCCCCAAGAGACUCCCGUUCCUUUAGUCGCGCAGAAGAUCCAUCCGAACCUCGAGAUGCUCGCGGCAGAAUUGAGCCCGCCGCCGCCUUCUGAUGUCACGCAUAUACAUACAAUCACGACCGAGGACAGGAAUCCUCAUCCUCAUCCUCAUGGAUUAACCCCUCGUCGGCACCCGUCGCAGCGCAGCAUACUCACAGCGACAGCAGAGCGAGGGUCGACCCCAGAGUCGCGGCCGCUCAGUACCAGCACCCGUUCUCAACGCAGGAAAAGCCCGCGCAUACGAGUAUUUCAGAGAGCGAGUCAGCUCAGCCCCGGCUCACCUCCAGCCUCGCUGCCCAGCACGCCCGACCAAGAGGUGUACCGCCCAAGUUCGACGAAGCGGUUCGUACGGGGACUUGGUCUGGCUGAGUUUGGUGGGACGGAGUCUGAGUCUGGGAGGGUAGGCUCGUCGGAAGGCGCGCGCUCAGAUGAUGUGGUGGACAGCCCGACAACAAGCACGUCCAGAGGCCACGGCAGGCAGAGAGACAGCAGGUCGACAGGUACAAGUUCUUCGCAAGGGAAUUCGCGGCCGGGUUCAGGAUCCAAGCACGCGGCACGUCCACAGUCGGCGUUCAUGGCAAGACUCACGUUGUCUGACGCUGCGAAUCACCCCCCGAGUCCCUCUGAUGCUCCUACACACUCGCGCAGCAUCUCCGAAACAACGUCGCAAUACGAGUCCGCGGUUGCUUCGCUGAGAUCGUCGCUGCGGAAUUUCGAGGUGCUGCAUGAAGCUGAAAUCGAACACCAGUCUCCCGAAUCUACUCAGGUAUCACCCCCACGCACACCAGGCCCGAGCCGUGCGCGCCAUACAGAAACGCCGAAUACGUUUGGAUUUGCAUCACCAGCGACAUCGAACUCGGCGAGCGUCUCUGCGCGACCUCCUUUGCCUCCCUUUUCUGGCCUCAACUUUUCAAUCCCUCGCAGGCGUAGUCAUUCUGUGGGUUCUGGGUCGGGGUCACGGUGGUCGCUCCGUAAAAAGCGUUCGAAGUCGUCCAGCGGCAAAGAAAGCGUCGACGAUGCUUCACGAAGCCGAGAACAACCCCCCGCUGUCAGCGAGAGUUCUCGAUCAUCCUUCCCCCACGAUAGCAGUAGAAUGUCGAGUCCACAUGGCACCAAGGCCAGCAAAAGGCGAGGCAGAAGUUGGAGCCGAAGUCGGAGCAAGAUCUCUCAGAGUCACCGCAGCCAAAGUAGCAAACGCAGAGUCAGCGCAGACUUGAGUGCGCGCCAGGCAGCGGCAGCGGCAGGUGUGACCUGGGAAGCAGACGUUGCGCAUGAAGUGCUGAGAUAUCUGGAAUUUGGGUCUGGUUCUCAAGGGCUGGAGCCAAGCCUGAGCGUGACGCGUGACGAGCAUAGACCAGGACCCGAGGACGCAAGCUCAUCCUCGUUCCCCAUUGGAGAUAAUUUAUCAUAUACCCAGUCUCGCGCCCAUAUAUAUCAGCAAAGGCCCAUCGAUAACACUGGCAUCUCUGCCACGACGCUUCACUCUCCCAGCAGGCGGACGGACAAGGGUAAGGGGAAGGACAUGCAGCCAGGAUCUCAGAACACCGUCACUUUUACCGAUCAUGAUCGAGAAGGAAACACUGGCAGUGGGAGCAGCUCACGAGCAGCGCAGAGCCAGAGCUCGUCCAGCAAAGGCGGGGGUUCGGUUGGUCGAAAGUCAUCACCCCCAAAGUCUGCACUGCGCCCCCAGGUCGCCACAUCCACCUCCUUACUCCAGCCGCCGACACUCGAGCUUACCCUGCCUACGCCAGAUGGAUCUCCAGGAAGGCGCAGCGCCAGCGAGCCGUCGGCACCACCGCUACAGUCAGCCCUCAAGGUUCCUGGUCAGCUCAGUCGAUCGAACACUUCGGGGAGUAAAGGAAAGAGGAAGGCGGACGAUGUGGAGGUCACCCCGCCCAAGGACCGAGAGGGAGGCCGCGCGAAGUUUGCAACCGAACCUCGUUCCCACCGCGCUUCUGCCAACUCUGGCUCAUCCUACGCUCCUUCAUCCUACCACCGCAAACGCGCCCGACUGUCGAUAUCCGAGAACGAUCGCGAAGGAAACUUCAGCACGAUAUCGAGUCGCAGCUCGUCAGCCAAUCCCCAAACACCAGCCCAGACGCCUUCGCGGGCUGCUUCCCGAAGCUCUGCGCGAGCGACAUCCUCACGCUCAGUACCACGUUCGCAUCCCGGUCAGCCGCAUCGCCACGGGCCACGACGGAGUAUGUCUGAGAUAUCCCAGACCUCUAUCCCGAUAAGUGCCCUCAUCUCCCCCCACGCGCCCUCUAUAUCCCAGUAUUCGACGACGUUCCACAUGCGUGAUCCGAAAAGACCGCCCAAGCCGUUCGAAACGCCGUGGUCGCUGCGCCUGGCGACCCCGGGAGAGCCUGGAUCCGGGUCUCCCAUACACGCGUGGAUGUUCUUCAUCGGGUUUAUCAUUUUUCCGUUGUGGUGGGUUGCGUCGUUCUGGCGCAUCCCGAGAACGCGGAAGAUGGGCGGCACGGACGUGGAGAAGGCAGUUGUGCUGGAUGACCCGCAAGUGGAAUUCGAUGCGAAAUCGUGGCGGUUUCGAUGUCGAAUCAUGACGGGCAUCUCUUUCGUCACCUACAUCCCAUUUAUCGUCCUCGUCGCUAUUUUUGCACCUAUUUCUACAUUAACCGAAAGUAUGAAUCGCCCAGGCCAGCCACAGCAGCGACCACCGAAUCUCCCGAACCCCGCCCUCGCAGGUCAAUUCCGACCGCCGUAUCCCAGCUAUGGCAUGCCGCCACGGAGCGUCGGUGUGCUGCCAGGCAAUUUUGUUCCAGGACUGCAACGUACGCCCACAACGCCGAACGUCGGACCGCAAGCGUCGCCCGCGUUCAUCCAGCAGCGUGCGCAGAACAGCUUCACCUCGUUUCCGGGGGGACUAGGACAGCAGAUACAGCAGCAGCAGCAGCAGCAAUCGUCACAGCAGCACCAACACCAGCAACAGCAGACGAACGGCACGUCGAAUUCGAUGCAGACGCAUUUAUCGCAGACGCCGAGCUUGGGGGGUGCGCCAUCGGUGUCGUCUGCGAGCGAGGUGGGACUCGAUCCGAAUGAUUUCCCCGCGCUGGGCUCCACGCCAGCCAACAGUAGUUCGAAUGGCGCGAAUGGAGCGACGGCGAGUUAUGCGAGUCAGGCAGGGACGGGCGGAGUGGGGACAUCAAUAGCACCGACAACGACAACGAACGGGGGGAAUGCCAAUCAGCAAAGCUUCACGCCAGAGGACUUUCCUGCGUUAGGGGGGCAGUCGCAAACGCAGUCAUCACACGACAGUCUUCCACAUCCUCCAGGACUGAAUGGGUUCCAGACGUCAGAACAGCAUCGGCAAAAUUUACUGGGAUCGUUGGGUGGUGUGCCAGGCGUAUUGAACUUGUCACCAGCACAGGCACGGAAUGCGCAUCCGGGGUUUCAGGAGUCAGACAAACAAUCUCGGAAUAACUACGCGCUGAAGCUGAACCAGGCGACGCAUGCGGCAUGGAAUUCACCGACACCUGCGUCUCAAACGCAACAGGCGGGGUUCCCUGGUCAGCAACAACAACAAAAUGGGACGCAUCCACCGCAGAACCAAUCCAAUCACCUCCCUCAACCUCCACAUCUUAACGCCCCUCCUGGCGUCCCGCUUCCGUCAUCGCUUAAUAUAGGUGGAGGCGGAGCAAACUCGUCAAAUCCUCCGGGAACACCGUUUGCUGCGAAUGGCCUGGCGUCUGAACCGCAUGUACCGACGACGAACCCAACACCGAACACCAACCCCUCGAGUCAAAUAGGGUCAACACACCACCCGCAGACACCCGCGCAACAAGUACUAAUGAGCGCAGCGGAUCGGUGGGGGCUCCUUGGGCUACUGGCAAUGAUAAAGAAUGCAGGCACGGACAUUGAUCAUGGCCUAAGUAGUAUAGGUACAGACCUCGGCACGAUGGGGUUGGAUAUGGGAUACUCUGGUAAUCUAUAUUCAACCUUCAUCACACCUUGGGCAGAUCAGUCAGCUGCUCAUACUGUAGAGCCGGAUUUCCACCUGCCUGCAUGUUAUGCUGUACAAACGCCUCCCCCUGGACCCGCUAAGGCUGCUGCUUUCAGUGAUGAGACCCUCUUUUUCAUGUUCUACUCAAGUCCGCGCGAUGCACUGCAGGAAAUCGCCGCGCAAGAGCUCUAUGGCCGCAACUGGCGAUACCACAAAGAGUUGCGGUUGUGGAUUACGAAAGAGAGCAACAACGUCAUGGUCCAGAAGGUGCCAGGCGGCGAGCAGGGGCAGUACACCUACUGGGAUCCGGACAUGUGGCAGAAGGAGCGGAAGGAGCUGACUGUCCUAUACGCCGACUUGGAGGAGAAGAGCACACCCGCGUUCCUACCUGGCUCAUCAGCGGUCACACCCCCCACUGCCCAAGGCCAAGGGCAGCAACAACUGCAACAACUGCAAUCGAGCCAAAUUCAACAAGGACAGGGGAUCCAGCAAGCACAGCGAGCAAAUUUCCCUUUGAGCUUGGGAGCGAUGUAA
Messenger RNA from Pleurotus ostreatus (oyster mushroom), 4614 nucleotides. RefSeq lists its product as uncharacterized. Gene Ontology annotation, cellular component: CCR4-NOT core complex; P-body. Bases 1 to 4614 code for a protein of 1537 amino acids. NCBI's taxonomy places the organism in Eukaryota, Fungi, Basidiomycota, Agaricomycetes, Agaricales, Pleurotaceae. The record is from RefSeq and is a predicted model, not a curated record. The transcript has 10 exons. Gene Ontology annotation, biological process: nuclear-transcribed mRNA poly(A) tail shortening; regulation of DNA-templated transcription.